Messenger RNA from Sitophilus oryzae (rice weevil), 1580 nucleotides. RefSeq names its product exosome complex component RRP45 (gene Rrp45). Lineage: Eukaryota; Metazoa; Arthropoda; Insecta; Coleoptera; Curculionidae. Gene Ontology annotation, biological process: exonucleolytic trimming to generate mature 3'-end of 5.8S rRNA from tricistronic rRNA transcript (SSU-rRNA, 5.8S rRNA, LSU-rRNA); U5 snRNA 3'-end processing; U1 snRNA 3'-end processing. Bases 63 to 1367 code for a protein of 434 amino acids. The record is from RefSeq and is a predicted model, not a curated record. Gene Ontology annotation, cellular component: cytoplasmic exosome (RNase complex); nuclear exosome (RNase complex). The transcript has 8 exons.
GUGGUCUGUGGAUAUAACAACAUAACCUAUUUUUGGAACAUGUAAAAUAGCCGAAAGUCGCAAUGUCGUCAAUUCGAAAAACAAUAAUUACGAACUGUGAAAAGAAUUUUCUUAUAAAGAAUUUAUCAGAAUGGACUAGGUUAGACGGUCGAGCUUUUAAUGAAUUUCGAAAUGUAGAAAUUGAAUUUGGAAAAGACUGGGGAUGCUGCAAAGUUUCUUUAGGAAAAACUAUGGUAAUUAGUCAGGUGUCUUGUGAAUUGCAACAACCUAAAUCGUCCAGACCGAAUGAAGGUGUAUUAAACAUAAACUUAGAAUUAAAUCCCAUGGCAGAACCGAGUUUUGAAGCAGGAAGACAAUCCGAUUUAUCUUCACAAUUGAACCGUCUUCUUGAAAAAUGCAUUAAAGAUUCUAAAGCUGUGGAUUUAGAAAGUUUAUGCGUAAAAGUGAAUGAAAAAGCCUGGGCAUUUAGAGUAGAUAUAAAUGUUUUGAAUCACGAAGGAAACAUAUUGGAUUGUGCCUCUAUAGCUGCGUUGAGUUCUUUGGCUCAUUUUAGACGACCCGAUGUGACAUGUGAUGGGGAAGAAUAUAAGAUACAUAAUGUAAAACAAAGAGACCCUAUACCAACUGUUAUUCACCAUUAUCCAGUCUGUAUAACAUAUGCCAUUGUGAAAGAAGGGGAAUAUAUUUUAGCAGAUCCUACCUUAUUAGAAGAAGGAGUAGCAGAAGCCUUUUUAACGAUAGGCCUAAAUGCAUACAAAGAACUUUGUGGUCUCCAUUUAGGUGGAAACGCACAUUUAACUACUAAAGCAAUUUUAGAGACUUCAAAUAAGGCUGCAAAAAGGGCAGUUGAUUUAGUUCAAUUAAUUAAGGAAGCAGUGGAGAUUGAUACUAAUGAAAGAUUAACAAUGAAAAGUUUAGGAUUUCACAAUACUUUGGAUAAACAGAUCAGUGAUGUUCAUGUAGAUGAAUUAGGAAAAUAUCUAGAUCACUGGACUAUGGAUAAGAUUAAGAGAAAUCCAAAAAAGAAUCAAAAAGUUACAACACCAAUGGAAGAAACAGAGUCUACUGAAGAAGAGUCUGAAGAAGAUAAAUCUAUGGACGUUUCGCAGGAAAAGGUGGAAAGUAUUACAAAUCUAGGCGAUGGAACGGCAAAACUAGACAUUAGUACAGCUCAACAUGAGUGGAUAACAAUAGAAAGCGAUGAAGAAUCUGAAAAAGAAGACGAUGUAAUAAUUGUAGAACCUAAAGUGGAGACACUCAGUAUUGAUUCGAACAGUGAAGAAGAACAAGUAUUGGUAUUGAAUCCAGUUCAAAGGUCAGCCGCUAAAAAGAAGAAGAAGAAAAAGAAGAAAAAUAUUAUAAGCUGACAUUUUCCACUUUAUUAAAAAAAUCAUUUUGUAAAUACAUUUACAAAUUAUAAAAAUAAUCUUAACACAACACUUACUUAUCUAAAUUUAAACUAAAUAAAUUAAAUUAUGAAAUUGUGUAAUAAAGCUUUUUUUAUCAUAAGUUGAUAUAAAAAAUUAAUUUUUUGUCACCGUAUGAUCGAAAAAAAACGGUGUCCCGUUGGCGUUCGAUGA